Messenger RNA from Pseudonaja textilis, 1191 nucleotides. Lineage: Eukaryota; Metazoa; Chordata; Lepidosauria; Squamata; Elapidae. The record is from RefSeq and is a predicted model, not a curated record.
GUGAGAACGACUGCUCCCGACAAGUACAGAGUAAAGCCAAGUAACAGCAGUUGUGAACCUGGUACUUCAGUAGAUAUUGUUGUAUCUCUUCAUGGUGGUUGUGCAGCUUCUUUGCAAGACCGUUUUCUAAUUUUGGCAGCAGAAAUGGAACAAUGCUCUGGAAUAGGAGCACAGGAACUAUCUCAAUUUUGGAAGGAAAUUCCUAGAAACAAAGUGAUGGAGCAUAGGUUAAAAUGCCAUGUUGUAGAAAGUAGCAAGCCUUCUUCUUUAACCAUAAAUGAAAAUGCCUUUAACAGUCCUUCAAAAACCAAUGAAGAUUUACACUUUCAGUUAAAGCAACUACUACAAGCUAAUAAAAGACUUCAAGGACAGAUUGAUCGUUGUGUCUGGUUCCAACAACUUACACUUUUCUUAGUCUUUAUCCUAGUCACUAUUGUUUGCUUCUUUUUGUUGUGUGCUCCAGGAAGCUAAAUAUAAUGUCACAACUAUGCAAUUGUGCUGUAAAAAAGCAAAGAACCAGUAUUACACGAUUGGCCCUGCUUAUUGGCCAAAAGUGAGAUCUAUUUAGGUUUUCUUACAAAAUAAAAAAAGGAAUAAUGUGAUCUUUGCCUUUAAUCAGCAAACAUGAUUUUGUUAAUUUAUUAAUGUUAAAAACGAGGUAAGAAUCUUUCCACUGGACACCAUACUAACUUACAAAGUGAAAAUAUAAUUUUCUCUUUAUAUCUGUCAUGCUUAAUUUUGUGAAUGAAAUGUAACAUUUCCUUUAAAAUGUAAUUGGGGAAUAGCAGACUAGAAUUUCAUUUACCAUAAUGUCCCGGUAUCAAGUACCAUCAUGGCCCAUGAAUGUACAGUUUAAAACUGAAGAACUCAUUCCUAAUUCUUAUUCAUAUCUUCCAAAAAUAUUACAACUAGUUUACACUCAACUAUUUGCAGUCAAUAUAGCCCUAUUACCCAGAAGUGGCUACCAUAGUUCCAAAGAUAUUCUUAUAAGACUCUUGUAACUUGUUUCACAUAGAAAGGUGCUAUAUACAGUACUAUGAUUUCAGUAUACUUUAUAGUGAAAAUAUGUCUGCAAAAUAACAGUCACACAUUGAUCUCAAUAUAUCCUAAAUACAUUUUUAGUAAUCUUGGGAUAACUGGUAGAAUAUCAUAAAUUAUGAUUCCUACAGUUUGGAAUGAAAGAUAAAGACA